GUCAGCCGUUGGAAUGUUGGCGUUGGUGUUCGUCACGUUUUGCAUCUGCGACGCGUGAGUUGCGACGAGCAUGUCACCGAUUGACCCCAUGAAGCGGUUACCUUAUCCGCAAUCCAACGUUCGACUCAUACAGUCACCCAAAGAAGCACCCAUAACCCCCCACUCUGCUCGUCUAUGCUAUCAUUGUCUCGCUCAUUGCAGUUGAAUGGCCAUCUGGAAGGGAGCGCUGCGCAUCACUAAAUUAAAAAACACACGGCGCAGAUCUGCGUAGGUAGGGCGAAGGAACGGCAUGCAUGGCUCUUCUCCAUCAGGGUCCUCGGUCACCAUGCGAAUAGACCAUAUCGCUCUUGGAUUCCAAAAAGAACUAGCGCAAGCGAAUGGAGGCCCUCGUGUGCUCCCAAACCCACCAGCAGCUGGAGCAGGCGACCCGCACGAUCAUCCCGACACACUCUACCCUCUCCCUCCGCUAAGCUCCGCCUGGAUAGACAAGUUGAUAUUCCUCGGGACGGGUACCUCUGGCCAGGUGCCUGCGAUCCAUUGCAUAACGCAUGAGGACGUGGACGAGCGCGAUGGCGGCUUUGGUGCGAACGUAACAUGCGCUGCGUGCGCCGACGCGCUCAAGUACGGUGAGGCGAGCAGGAAUCGCAGGAAAUGCACGUCGGCUCUCGUGGUCGGUGGGAAGAGCAAAGGCAAAGGCAAAUCCGCUGCACAUGACGACCAACUUACCAUCUUGAUUGACUGUGGUCCGACCUUCUACUCCUCCGCGAUCUACUGCUUCCCACGCUACAACCUGCGACGCAUAGAUGCCGUCCUUCUUACACACGCGCACGCAGACGCGCUCCUUGGCCUUGAUCAUCUGCGAGCAUGGACGAUCGGACACAUGGUCCAGAAAUACGUCGAUGUGUAUUUGACGCAGGAGACCAUGUCGGUGGUCGAGAACAUGUUCCCGUACCUGGUGGACCGAUCCAAAGCAACGGGCGGUGGCGGCGUCGGGGCCUUGCGAUGGCACAUCAUCGACCCAAACAAGAAAUUCACCAUCGGGCGCGGUACCAACACGGUCGACGUCAUGCCAUUGCCAGUCUUACAUGGCUUUGUCAAUCGCAAAGAUCCAUUCGCGUUUGUCGGAUUUAGAAUCGCUGAGCUUUCUUACAUCUCAGACUGCCAUGAAAUCCCCGACGCUACGUCGAAAUUGGUAGAAGGCUCCAAGGUGCUCGUGAUAGAUGCGCUCAAAUGGGAAAGGCACACAUCACACUUCUCAAUCGCCCAAGCAUUACAGUACAGUCUUUCGAUCCGUGAUCUACGACUAGCCCUCCUUACAGAUCUCACACAUAUGGUGGAGCACUGGGACCUGAGCGCCCAGUUGCAAGACUGGGAGCGGGGCAUGCGAGAUGCUGCUGCACUUGUGCUCAAGCGCGGAGAACUCCUGCAAGGACGGUGGUGGUCUCCAUACUGGGAUGAGAAUGCCAGCGAAUACGAUCGGCAUCUCAGCCUAUCGCGGGGGCCACCACCAGCUCUGCCAAGUGGAGAUAUUGCAUCGGUUGCCCUUCCGAUAUUUCGCGUCGCAUAUGACGAGCAAGCUGUGAUCUUUGAGAGAUAGCAUUGCAAAAGGGAAUGUGGGUCUCCAUUACUACAUGGUUGGCCCGUACCGAGGCCCCGUGACUGUGUGUCGUUGAUCCCAAAAAGUAUGGCUACAAGAAGAGGAUACGACCGCGGGAGCAGUUGAUAAUAUCCACAGGUGUCCGAAAAGGAAGCGAGAAAAAGCAUGUAAAGUGUCCGUGGCUCGAUGAAAGGGUGCGCAUGGUGAUGGGCAGGGUGGGAGAGGUAUUCUCUAGGGGUUAGAGGCGGCGGAGCUCUC
Molecule: messenger RNA, 1855 nt
Organism: Tilletiaria anomala UBC 951
Lineage: Eukaryota; Fungi; Basidiomycota; Exobasidiomycetes; Georgefischeriales; Tilletiariaceae
Exons: 4
Coding region: 326-1597 (423 amino acids)
Source: RefSeq, a predicted model, not a curated record